GAGGCAGAGUGGGCAGGUGCCGUCGCGAGCGGUGGCUGGUUGGCUGUGUGCGGCCGCAGCGCCCCGUAGGGCAGAGCGCGGACGUGCGGCCCGACCCGGCCCGGCUCUCCCCUCCCCUUCACUUCACCCGGGAGGAGCGGGACGGAGGCGCGGGCUGCGUCUGCCCACCGCGAGGGGACGGGCGGGCGGUGGCGGAGGUGUGAGGCAGGGCGGGGGAGGUGAGCAGGCAGCGGCCGCGGCUCAGAGGCACCGGAGCAGCCGCGCACCGGCUGACGCGGCGAUCGCUCCUUCCCGUCCCACCGGCGGGGCUGAGCCCGCGGCCCCGCCGCAGAGCAGCGCGGGCUCGGCGGCGGCAGCCCCUCCCGCUGGUAGCCCCCGACCCGCCGCGCCCCAGGACGAUGCCCGCCCGCUCGCUGCAGAAGAAGGCGUGACGGCGAGGCGCGGAGCCGCCGCCGCGGGAAGGAGGAGCGGCGCCCCGCACCUCCGCAGCCGGGGGUGGGCGGGCAAGCGAAUCGGGGGAGCGCGGCGGCAGCAGCCCGCCACCAGACGCCUCACGCCGGGAGUCCCAUGCCAGCGCCGGUGCCGCGGUUCGCUGUGCUUUCUCGGGAAAAUGCUCCGGUGCCCGCCGCGCUGCCGGUAGGGCUGCUGGGGGGAGCGGCGGCGUGGAGCCCUGCGCGCACCGCCUGCCCUAUCCCGCUCCGCCUCUGAGGCGCACAGAGCCCUCGGCGGCCGCUCUCGUCCCGGCCAGAAGCGCCGCAGCCGCCGCCAGCCCCUCGCGGAGAAGGCGAGCGCCUCCGCGUCCGCCCGCAGGAGGGGAUCCGUCUGCCCCCGGAGCCACCGCCACCACCCGCCCGGGGGCCGGAGCCGCUGCCUGCGGGCGCCCGGUGGGGCCGACGGCCAUGGGAGCCCGGCCCGCGGGGGGCGCUCCCUAGGGCGCGGGCGGCCCCGCUCGGCCCGGCAGCUGCCAGCCGGCGGCGCGGCCCCCCGGGCCUGCACGGCGCGGCCCGCCUAGCGCAGCGGCCCGCCGCCACGGGGCUGCGGAGCUGCCGGCGCGGCCAGGAGCGCCCCGGGGACGCGGCACCGCCGGCGCCCGGCGCCGCCGGCCGCCAUGGGGGAACAACCUAUCUUCAGCACCCGAGCUCAUGUCUUCCAGAUUGACCCAAACACUAAGAAGAACUGGGUUCCCACCAGCAAGCAUGCUGUCACUGUGUCCUACUUCUAUGACAGCACAAGGAAUGUCUACAGGAUAAUCAGUUUGGAUGGCGCAAAGGCAAUAAUAAAUAGCACCAUCACCCCCAACAUGACAUUUACUAAAACAUCCCAGAAGUUUGGUCAGUGGGCAGACAGCAGGGCAAAUACAGUCUAUGGCUUGGGAUUUUCAUCCGAACAUCACCUUUCAAAAUUUGCUGAAAAAUUUCAGGAAUUCAAAGAAGCUGCACGACUAGCAAAGGAAAAAUCCCAAGAAAAGAUGGAGCUAACAAGUACACCCUCUCAAGAAUCAGCUGGAGGGGAUAUUCAGUCUCCUUUAACACCGGAAAGUAUUAACGGGACAGAUGAUGAGCGAGUGAUGCCAGAAGUGACGCAGAACUCAGAACCAAGGGCUGAACCAACCCAGAACGCAUUGCCAUUUACCCAUAGUUCGACAAUCAGCAAGCAUUGGGAGGCAGAACUGGCCACACUCAAGGGUAAUAACGCUAAGCUCACAGCAGCCCUGCUGGAGUCCACUGCCAAUGUAAAACAAUGGAAACAACAACUUGCUGCAUAUCAAGAGGAAGCAGAACGUCUUCAUAAGCGGGUGACUGAGCUAGAGUGUGUGAGCAGUCAAGCCAAUGCAGUCCACACUCAUAAAACAGAAUUAAACCAGACAAUACAGGAGCUAGAAUCUACGCUGAAGAAAAAAGAAGAGGAAAUAGAAGGAUUGAAACAAGAAAUCGACAAUGCCAGAGAGCUCCAGGCACAGAGGGAUUCUCUGACCCAGAAGUUACAGGAAGUAGAAAUUCGAAACAAAGACCUGGAAGGCCAGCUGUCUGAUCUAGAGCAACGUCUGGAGAAAAGUCAGAAUGAGCAAGAAGCAUUUCGCAAUAACUUGAAGACACUUUUAGAAAUUCUUGAUGGAAAAAUAUUUGAACUAUCAGAGUUACGAGAUAACUUGGCCAAGCUAAUAGAAUGCAGCUAAAGAAAAUGGGUUUUCAGUGCCAAUCAGUUUAAAGAUGCACUGUCUCUCUUCAUAAGACUGUGUUGGGCUCUGCAUCAAAGUUGCACAAAAUUAGAGAAUGCUCCUCUGAGAGGGCUUGUUUUAAAAUUGAGUCAUAUUUCAAUGUAAAAUUUAGAACUUACUUAGCCGUAUCUUGAUGAAGAAAAAACACAACAAAAAAACUUGAAUUACAAAUUACCUCCUUGUACAUUAUUGGCCACAGAUAACUUGAAAGAUAUUAAUAGUAAUUGAAUGCAAUUCUUUUCUAAUUAUGAGUUGUGGAAGAAUUAGCAGUGUCCCAGGUCACUUCCCCUUUUUAUGAUAGAUACAGUAUAGGUUGUCUGCUGUUUUAUUUAUUUAAGAUAUUUAAUUGCUGUGUUUUGUGCAAGAACUUAGUGAUGACAGCCCUGUAUUUUGUUGUUCUUAAUAAUUUCUCAGGAUACUUUGCACUGUGGAGAAGCAGUGCCAUUACCAAUUUAUUCUUGCCAGGAGUGAGAGAGAGUUGCAUCUUUAAUUGAAAAAAAGUCACUAUAACUGCUUGUAUAAAAUUCUUUCUUUGGGGGUUUUUUGGUUGGUUGGUUUGGAUUUUUUUUAACAUAUAUAUAUAUGUACACACAUACACACAUAUAUAUAUAUACUGGAAGAUAUGGUAUUUCUUUAUGGAGCUUACUCUGGUGUUCUGCAGUAUUGUCCAAUGUAAGGUUUACUUUCUCAUGAAUUCCAUGUAAUUACAGUGAGAUGCUAUCUUCCACUUAACUGUAUUUUGAAGCCAACCAAUGACAGAAGGUGAGUCCCCCAGAAGAAAGGGGGAAAAAAAAAAGGGCAAAAACCCCCUGAGAAUUUUAAAUGUAAAAUUUGACAUGCACAGACAACAAGGAAUAGCUAGUCAUUUGUUUUCUGGCCUUGAUACAUAUAUUGAAUAUGUAUGUUCAAUUAACUGUUACCCUGUUCUGCAGGAGACUUUUUCAGAAUGUCUCAUGAAUUUCAGGUUUUGUGAAUAAUGGCUUAUGAAGAGUACUGUUUUAUUACAGAUUGCAUUAAGGGCAUAGAGCUGUUGCAAGGAAUUACUCGUACACUGAACUUGUCCAACCAAGAAAGCUGCUUGUAGAAGUUUUAUUGUCAUAGCAAAUUGAAAUGGAGACGUUUACUCUUUUAUGGUCUUCAUAUCACAUCUUAAUUGAAAACACCAGGCAAUAUUCUGAACUGUUAACUAAAUGUUUAAAAACAGGAAAUUGAAUUCAAUUAUCCUCUAUGAGCAGGUUUUAAAGUUAUUUUGAUGUAAUUUUAACAGACUUUUGGCAAACACACAUGUCUUUAUAUAAUAGAUUUAUUUAAAAAACAAAAACCUCUUUGAAAGGUAAGCCAAGUGUCAUGCAUCUUGCAUCAAAGUACAUUCUCGCCAUAAACUGCUUGUAAUGCUGAAGAGGGCUUUUUUAAAAUGUAAGGAUGAAUGUCAGACUUCAGAGUCAAAAGAUGCAUGGACCUUUGUUUGCUCCCCAAAUUAAUUUGAAUGGUAAACAUGAAAUCUAGCUGCUUAUUAAAUUUGUACAACACAAUUUUCUCCACUUAGAGACUACUAUUCAAAACUAGAAAAUACAAGUUUGUUUUCAUGUGUGUACUGUGUGUAUGUACACCAUGCAAUACACACAGGUUCUCAUUUUUAUUAGAAAUACAUGCUUUAUUUCUAAAAUACUGGGUUUUUUUUCUUUACCAGUGAUUUAUCAGGUCUCCCCUGACUAAUCAGGAAAAUGGUUUAGGUCAAAUGCUAAACCGUUGUGUAUUAUACGGUAUGUAAUGUAGACAAUGUUUAAGUUUUCUCCAUAUUUUGGGGGUAUUUUCUCAUUUAUUUUAUUUAUUAAAGGGGUGGGGGGAGCUUGGUUCAGCGUGCUGCUGGUUGAAAACUUACUUUGUGGUGAGCUACAUGUUUUGCAUUUGGUGGAUUUUACACGGUGGCGUGUAUAUCUUCAUCAUGUCCAGAUGAGCAGAUACUACCAUUUUUUUAAUUUUAUUGGGGAUGUUUUGGCCUGAUUCUCCUGUCACUUUAGCUGCUGUAAACCGGAUGUGUCCUUGAUGUGUCCUUGUGUUAUGACAACUGAAUGUCAGUAAGAUUCAGAUGUCAUAACAUCUGUGGAAGUACAAGGAGAAUCUGGCCUGUUGAUGCUCAGUGGACAUAAUAAGGAUGAAGAAAGAAUAAAAACACAAAACGUUAAUGAUGGAAUAAAUGUAAUAUUAUUUUUAAUGAUAUUAUUAUUGACUUUUUAAAGAUACUAUGUCAUUUACAUGUGGGAAAACAGUGGACAGAAAUAUUUCCACUUAAAUUUUGUGACUAUGUGUGGUACAUGAGUAUUUCUAUGUAUACGUACACACACAUAUGUAUAUACAGAACAUGGAAAAAUUUAGAUGUGCACAUUUUUAAUAUUUUCCUAUUGAAAUUAAAUUUAAAAUUGGAAAUUGAUAUUUGAGAAUUUCUUUUCUCGUAGAGUAGAUACGUUUCAUUUCUUUUUUUUUUUUUUUUAUUUUAACAAUACAGUUACGGAGGACUGCACCUUUGAAUUCCCAAAUAGUUGCCAAACAUAAAUGUGGGAUAAGGUGGACACACGUGCACAUAUAAAUAAAGUCCUAUUGCUAAGACUAUUUUUAAUGUUUAUGUACAGUAGGUGAGUGUUUAGAAAUUGCGAUCUAAAGUUCAUACUUAGGUGGCUAUACCUACUGUAGACUCUACACUUCUGUUUUACAAUGAAAGUUUGCCCACUUGGAACAUUACUUUCCCAGAGACAGGUACUAUACAUUUGUAGGAAUAUAUAUAGGAGGAAACAGUGUUGAGUACUAUAGCCUGAAAACAUGACCAUGAACUUGCACUGUAGGGGAGAGCAGUCACAUUGUGUGUAACUUCUUAUAUGGCAACUACAGUGUUGUAAAAAAAAGAGCAGAAUUACCAAAAGCCUAAUACAUACCCAACAAAAACCAAACCAAGCAAACAAACAAAAAAAAAGAAAAUAAAAAAAGAAAAAUCAAAAAUGCAGUUUUUUAUUUUGAAAUACACUUGCUGUUCUCUGGAGAAUGUAAUUUUACUGUUUAGUUUUUUCUUAACUCUUUUGGAAGUAUGUGCAAGUGAUAGCAGCAGCUACCUUAAUCUUUCAGGUGCUACUGGAUUUUGCAUUACUAGUGUGUUAUGUUAUGAAAUCCUGACUUUGACAUGAAAGAUUUUUGUAAGUAUAUCCCCAUCUGGAUAGUUAGUUUUUGGAGUGUCUUGUUCAUAAUCCAUAUGCCUCAAUGACCCAGAAAUUGCAUUUUUCUAUGUGGACAAAGUAAAAUGUGUGAAUUAAUGUGUCUGUUACAGACUGGGAAUUCCUUUUCCUGGGUAAUAUAUCCAGGAAAGAGGAGGACAAAAUGAACUGAUAAUGCAGAAAUGCUGUUAUGAGGUCUCUAAGAAAAUACAUUUUCAGGUAAAAUAAAAAUAAAUAAAGGGCUAAACCAGAUGUAA
Molecule: messenger RNA, 5678 nt
Organism: Strigops habroptila (Kakapo)
Lineage: Eukaryota; Metazoa; Chordata; Aves; Psittaciformes; Psittacidae
Gene: HOMER1
Product: homer scaffold protein 1
Exons: 9
Coding region: 1109-2176 (355 amino acids)
Biological process (GO): G protein-coupled glutamate receptor signaling pathway; regulation of store-operated calcium entry
Cellular component (GO): plasma membrane; cytoplasm; dendrite
Molecular function (GO): G protein-coupled glutamate receptor binding
Source: RefSeq, a predicted model, not a curated record